Molecule: messenger RNA, 1254 nt
Organism: Telopea speciosissima
Lineage: Eukaryota; Viridiplantae; Streptophyta; Magnoliopsida; Proteales; Proteaceae
Product: meiotic recombination protein DMC1 homolog
Exons: 15
Coding region: 107-1138 (343 amino acids)
Biological process (GO): DNA strand invasion; mitotic recombination; DNA recombinase assembly
Cellular component (GO): nucleus; condensed nuclear chromosome
Molecular function (GO): double-stranded DNA binding; ATP binding; ATP hydrolysis activity
Source: RefSeq, a predicted model, not a curated record
AUUGGAAGUAACAUUCGAUUUCAGACUCCGCGUGCAAAUCUGUUGCGAAAGUUUCCAAACCUGAAGAACACUCUUUCGGUCUUUCUUCUCUCCAACUAGAACGAAAAUGAUCGAGUUAAAAUCCGAAGAACAGAACCAACUACAGCUCGUUGAAAGAGAAGAGUUUGAUGACGAGGAGGAGUUGUUUGAAGCGAUCGAUAAACUAAUUUCUCAAGGAAUCAAUGCUGGAGACAUUAAAAAGCUUCAGGAUGCCGGAAUCUACACCUGCAAUGGCUUGAUGAUGCAUACGAAAAAGAGCUUGACAGGGAUAAAAGGAUUAUCUGAGGCGAAAGUUGAUAAGAUCUGUGAAGCUGCUGAAAAGAUGGUGAAUAUUGGUUACAUGACUGGAAGUGAUGUUCUGCUCAGAAGGAAGUCUGUGGUUCGGAUCACGACGGGAAGCCAGGCCCUAGAUGAUCUGUUAGGCGGUGGAAUCGAAACUCUACAAAUAACAGAAGCUUUUGGAGAAUUCCGGUCCGGGAAAACUCAGCUUGCACAUACCCUAUGCGUCUCCACACAGCUUCCUCUUAACAUGCGCGGUGGGAACGGGAAGGUUGCUUACAUCGACACCGAAGGAACUUUUCGACCAGAUCGGAUUGUGCCAAUAGCUGAAAGGUUCGGCAUGGAUGCAGGAGCAGUCCUUGACAAUAUUAUAUAUGCACGUGCUUACACAUAUGAGCAUCAGUACAACCUUCUUCUUGGUCUCGCAUCCAAAAUGGCUGAAGAACCAUUCAGACUUCUGAUAGUCGAUUCGAUUAUUGCUCUGUUUCGAGUAGAUUUCACAGGAAGAGGUGAGCUGGCAGAGCGCCAGCAAAAACUUGCACAGAUGCUCUCCCGUUUGACAAAGAUAGCUGAGGAGUUCAAUGUUGCAGUAUACAUGACCAACCAAGUUAUUGCUGAUCCGGGUGGAGGAGUUUUCAUAUCAGACCCAAAGAAACCAGCAGGAGGGCACGUCCUUGCCCAUGCUGCCACAGUUAGAUUGAUGUUUAGGAAGGGCAAAGGGGAACAGCGAGUCUGCAAGGUCUAUGAUGCCCCUAAUCUGCCCGAGGCUGAAGCCGUUUUUCAGAUAACUCCAGGAGGCAUUGCAGAUGCAAAGGACUGAAGCUUGAGUUUCUCACUUUUCUUUUGUUCUGUCGUACAGGUAGAAUAGGCAACAUUAGUGUAGGAAUUGUUUCCAUUCUAGAGUUUACUGGAUUUCCUUGGUAUACUAUAUUUUAC